Molecule: messenger RNA, 7005 nt
Organism: Bursaphelenchus okinawaensis
Lineage: Eukaryota; Metazoa; Nematoda; Chromadorea; Rhabditida; Aphelenchoididae
Source: the annotation of a GenBank genome assembly
AUGGUGGCUUUCCUGUUUAGUCUAGUCUGUAUUGGCAUUGUUUCAGCUCACGAUGAGGUAACUUCGCUCUUGGCUGACUUGAUUGAGCGGCCUGUCAAUCGAAUUGAGAAUACUGCUGAGUUUUGUGUUGAUCUACAGAAGAGGCAUGUAAGUUAAGGUAGUGGUUAUGGUUUUAGACGGGGAAGGAGUGGUAAGGUACUGGUAGAGAGGUGGAGUAAAAGUGAGGUGAAUUGUAAGAGAUGGAGCGGGGAGGCGGGGGGGAUGUUUUUAUACAGCUUUUAAAUGACGGGAGGAGAGGGUAUGGGCAAUUUUUGAAAACGGUAUAGCUAAAUAGCUAAACAUUUUUUUUAAAUACUAAUUCUGACUAUUUUAGAUACCGAACGCCAAUUGCACGGUUCUCUUCAUAAGUAUGGCUGAUAAAGAGUAAGUUGUAAUUCUAACCUUAGCCAAGAGCCCUAGCCCAGAGCCCUAGCCCAGAGCCCUAGCCCAGAGCCCUAGCCCAAAACCCUAGCUCCCUAGCCCAGAGCCCUAGUCCAGAGCCCUAGCCCAGAGCCCUAGCUCCCCUAGGGCAGGGCACCACGCUUUACGUCAAAACCUGCCCCCGCUUCCAGAACAAAAGUCCCCGCCCGCCCUUUGGUAUACCCCUAGCGUUAGCCUAAGUCUAAGCUUAAGUUAUAGCCUAAACUCCGCCCUUAUACCUACCAUAGUUUCAGCUUAAGAAUUUUUUAUACUUUUUUUCAUAUUGACAUUUGCAGAUACGCCUGGGCGCAGCAAAACGAAAUGUCAUCGUUCAUUCAAAGUCUGCCCAACUCUGUCAAAAACCAAACAGCAAAACAAGUGACCACUUUCACUGAGAACCUCCCCCCGAAAUGUAACCAAACGCUUGAGGUAAGGUAAGGCGGGUAAAGAGGCUUGAGGUGAGAUAGGGCAGGGUAAAGUAUAUAAAUAGUAGAGUGUACUGUAAUUAAUAAUGUUUUAUGUUUCAGUACCUUAUGAGGAACGGUGUAGUAAGUUCUAAGCUUACUUUAUAGUAUAGUGUAUGGUACGAUGCAAAAUAGGAUAUUGUAAAAUAGGAUACAGUAUGCCAGGGUAAGGUAGAUUAUAAACUACUGGUAGGGUAGGGUACUGUAAGGUAGAAUACUGUAGGUCGGAGUGAGAUACAGUAAGGCAGGAUACUGUAAGGUAGAAUACUGUAGGUCGGAGUGAGACACUAAGGCAGGAUACUGUAAGGUAGAAUACUGUAGGCCGGAAUGAGAUACCGUAGGGUAGGAUACUAUAAAGUAGAAUACGGUACAUCGGAGUAAGAUACCGUAGGGUAGAAUACUGUAAACUAUAAUAGAAUACUGUAGGCCGGAAUGAGAUACCGUAGGGUAGGGUAUUGUAAAGUAGAAUACUGUAGGUCCGAGUGAGAUACUGUAGGGCAGGAUACUGUAGACCUGAGUGAGAUACCGUAGAGUAGGAUACUGUAGACCGGAGUAAGAUACUGUAGAGUAGGAGACUGUAGGUUGGAAUAAUUUAAAGUUCGGGUAGGACACGGCUAAAAUCGCUAUUUUUAACAAGUUCAUGUUUCAGGUUGAUUUUUACUGUCUGAUUCAACUGAUAAGCGUGGUGUACAUGAGUCCACAGGAAGACUCGUCGAUUGCCGUCUGUUCGCCGUGCCGUUCCACAUCGCACGUUUUGCAAGCACUGUUAACUAGCCCUAAAGAAGUUUACUUUGAAGCGACGGGAAAAACGAAUUUUGAAUUUUAUAGGUAUCAAUACUUUGAUCAUCCAUAUGAAAUGGCAGUCAACUACAGCAAAGACGAGGUCCUACUUCAAAGCAGCGCCGACCAGUUUAAUGGGCACGAAACUAAGGUAGGUUGAGAGUACUGUAGUAGUGCAAAUAAUGUACAGUAUGAUAAGAUCAGUAGCGUCAGUUACCAUGAGAUACAACAGGUUAAGGUACUGGAAGCUGCAGUAGGUUAAGGUAUUGUAGGAUAGGUCACAGUAAUGCAAGUAGGGUACAAUACGGUAAGACAUAGCACGAUAAAAUGCUGCAAAGACUAGCCGCCGGGAGCUGCAGUAGUAUACGGUAGAUCAGGCUAAGUAGAAAGCAAUAAUUUACAGUAGGGUGGAUAAGGUAGGAGAAGGUAAGUUACAGUAGGGUGGAUAAGGUAGAGGGAGGUAAGUUAAAGUAGGGAAUUGUAGUACAUGGUGCAAGAGGUACGGUAGAAAAUAGUAGGUUACAGUAGUGUAACUGAUUUUAUCGUACUAAACAGUAAUGUCCAGUACAAUAAAAUUAGUAAGGUCAGGUAAAAUAAGAUAGAACAGGGUAAGGUACCGUAGGAAACAGUAUGAUAAGGUACCGCAGUAUACAGUAAGAUAUACAACCAGGUCCGGCACAAUACGUAGAGUUUGAUACUAUAAGAUACAGCGUGAUAAGGUACUGUAGGAAACUGUAGGAUUAGGUACUGUAGUAUACGAUAGAGUAGGUAAGGUGGGGUACGUAGGACAGAUACGUUAGGAUAGGGUUAGUAAGAGUGAAUUAAGGAUUAUAUUAAUUUGAAUAUUAAAACUACUGUAAUUCGUUUGUUUUUAGUACUACGGUAUAGAGAUGAAAUUUACGCUUCUCCCGUUGGAGUCCGAUCGUUACCAGGUCGAAUUAAAUUACUCAAUGACCAAAUCGGACCAAAAGAAGUACGAUUGUGAUCAGAACGAAAAGGAAAUGUACUUUGACCAACUGCUUGGAAACACCGUUACUGUAAGUGUGUGUUGAAAGGGGGGGGGGGAGAGAGGAGCAAGGAUAACAGGGAAAAGCGUCGCAGUGGCGGUCGGUGGAGUAGUCAAUGAGUUGAGCACAUUAUAUAAGGUGGGAUAAGGUAAGCUAGGGUAGGAAGGGUAGAAGAAGUAGGGCGUGGGCAAGAAAAUGCAUUUUUAUGUUAGUGUACGACAAUUGGGGGUAGAGUAUAAUAUUGGAGAAGUACGGGUGGGAUAGGAUAAGGCGUAGGGUACAGUAGGCUGAAGUCGGAUACUGUAAGGUACGUUAAGUUAGGAUAAUGAGAUAUGGAGUUGGGUACUGUAAGCCGUUAUAAGGUAACGUAAGAUCGGGCAGAGCACGGCACAUUAGGAAACGAAAAGGAUACUGUAAAAUAGAGUAAGGUAUUGUCAGGCCGGGUAAGAUAUGAAAAUGCAAGGCAAGACAAGGCAAGACAGGACAGUAUACGUUAUAUAACACUGCCAUUUCAGAUCAGUUGCUACUUUGACAGAACGAAAAACGUGCCAAUGUUAACUCUGCCACAACGAAUUCAAUCCUUUCACAUGGGGUUUGUCAACUGUACAUACGAUCCAAGCAAAACGUGUUUGUCAGAUGUCGUCGCUUACUACUUGGCAUACUGUGAGAGAACGUUCAGUAUCGUACCUUAUAAUCGUACCAAUGGCUUUAUGUGUAGUGCUUACUAUAACAAGAAUGGUGUAGCGAUCGAUGAUGGUAAGUACUUACCCUACCCUACCCUACCCUACCCUACCCUACCCUACCCUACCCUACCCUACCCUACCCUACCCUACCCUACCCUACCCUACCCUACCCUACCCUACCCUACUCUACCCUACUCUACCCUACCCUACCCUACCCUACCCUACCCUACCCUACCCUACCCUACCCUACCCUAUCCUACCCUACCCUACCCUACCCUACCCUACCCUACCCUACCCUACCCUACCCUACCCUACCCUACCCUACCCUACCCUACCUUACCUUACCCUACCCUACCCUACCCUACCCUACCCUACCCUAUCCUACCCUACCUAUUCUGAAUUAUUCCAACCUGAGUCUUCUACUCUACAGUAUCUUACUCCGGUCUACAAUAGCCUACCCUACAGUAUUCCACUCAGGUCUACAGUAUCUUGCUCUACGGUAUCUCACUCAUGUCCACAGUAUCCUGUUCUACGGUAUCUCACUCCGACCUACAGUAUCUCACUCCGGCCUACAGUAUUCUACUUUACAGUAUUCUACCCUACGGUAUUUCACUCGGACCCACGAUAUUCUGCCUUACAGUAUCUUACCCUACGAUAUCUCACUUCGAUCUACAGUAUUCUAUUUUACAGUACCUUAGCCUAACUUAAUGUUUUUUACUUCGACUUACAUUACCCUACCAUACAAUAUCUUAAUUUGUCUUAAACUAUAAUUUUCAAUUCCAGUUAUGAACGCGGUUACGGUAAUUGAUGGUGCUCCAAUCCUAGAACCUUACAGUAAUAGUUCGGACAUCAAAUGUACUCUACAGUUCAUCGAGUUUAUGCAUACAACUCAGUCAAGCUCACAUGAUAUCUACGCGAAACGCUACGUACGACUCGGUUGUAGUUGUUACUUUGGUUACAAUGGAAUAUGUGAUCAUGAUAUGAGUCCCAAUAUGACACAAGAACAAAUGGAUUCGAUACCGGUGGGUGGGGUCGGGGUAGAGGUAUUGCUGGGAGUAGGGGUAGGGGUAUUGCUGAGAGUAGAGGUAGGGGUAUUCCUGGGAGUAGGGGUAUUACUAAAAGUAGAAGUAGAAGCAAAGAUACUACUAAGGGUAGGCGUAUUGCAAUGAGUACGGGUAGGGGCAGGGGUAUUACUAAAGGUAGAGGUAGGGUUAUUAUAAAGGGUAGGGGUAGGAGUAGGAGUAGAGGUAUGAGUCUUACUAAGGAUAUUAGUAGGUACUGCUAGAUGUAUGGGUAGAUGCAAUGGUGUUAUAAAAGGUAGAGGUAUUACUAAGGGUAGAGGUCAGGGUAUUAUAAAGGGUAGGGGCAGGGGUAUGAUCUGGACUAGAGCUUUGGGCUAGGGCUCUGGGCUAGGACUCUGGGUUGAGCUCUGGGCUAGGGCUCUGGGCUAAGCUCUGGGCUAGGGCUCUGGGCUAGGGCUCUGGGCUAGGGCUCUGGGCUAGGACUCUGGGCUAGGGCUCUGGGAUAGGGUAGGGCAAAUUAUAUAAGUAUGAUAAAAAUUCAUGUGGAGCAUAUUUUAGGCAACAAAAUGCUACACCACGCGUCAAGAUGAACAAAAGGCGGAAGUUGAUGGAUAUUAUGGCUACUGCGCUGCGAAUACAACAGCCGAUGGUUAUUAUCAUUAUAAAGCGAUUGACACGGAGAUUAGCAAUACAGAUGCGUGUUAUCGAAUUAACCAUGGCCGAUUGGCUAUUUGUGUUUUAAUGUGGGUUCAAGCUUUGAAAUUUAAAAUAAAAAUUUUGCUUUUGAAUUUUAUUUAAAUUUUAAUGUCAUUUUUAUUUUUUUGAUUUUUUUAAAAUUUUUUUUUAUUUUUAAAACUUUUUAAAAUUUUUGUAAUUUAGAAUUUUUUUUUAUUUUAAUAUUGAAUUUUUUAUUAUUUUUUAAUUUUUAAAACUUUUUUAAAUUUUUUUUAAAUUUUAGUGACGGCACCUGCCAAUGUUGUUGUAAAGCCGUGUCGGCUAGGCGAUGUAAUGACGAGUUCAAAGAAGGCGGUUUGUACUACAACGAAAGUGUUAACUGCGAGAAUGACAAGAAGUUUGGACCUUUUCAAAUACAGUAUCCCAAUAUUCAAGCGAGUUUUAGCCCUAGCCCACAGUUCUAGCUCAGAGCCCUAGCCUAGAGCCUUAGGCUAGAGUCUUAGUUCACAGCCCUAGCCUAGAGCCCUAGCCCAGAGCCCUAGCCCAGAGCCUUAGCCCAGAGCCCUAGCCCAGAGCUCUAGCCCAGAGCCCUAGCUCAGAGUCUUAAUUCUAGCCCAGAGCUUGAGCUCAGAGCCCUAGCCUUAGCUCAAAACCCUAGUUUAGAACUUGCAGUCUAGCUUACCCUUACGUCUAUAUGUUAGUCUAGCCUUCCUUAAUUACCUUUAUCUUUAUACGUUAGGCUGGCCUAACACUAACUCCCUCUACACCUAUGCAUUAGCCUUUUUUUUCUUUUACGUUAGUCUACCCUACAUAUACUUCUAUCUUAGCAAAAACUUCCUUUACAAAAUUUUAAUUCAAUUUUCUUUAAUUUUUAGAGUUUCCCUGAUUAUUGGCCAUAUUCCUCGAGGCGAUUCAUCUCUUUGUCGGAUCUGCGAGAUACAAACAGAGAAUACGAAAAACUCUAUGGCUAUUUCGUACUCGAUGUCAGGACACUUUUAAUCGAUUAUUUGGGUAAGCUUUGGCGUUAUUUUCAAUUUUUAGUUUUGUAAAGAAAGUUCUUGCCAUUUCUUGGUUUGUAAAGAAAGUUAUUGCCAUUUUUUAUUUUGUAAAGAAAGUUCUUGCCAUUUCUUGGUUUGUAAAGAAAGUUAUUGCCACUUCUUGGUUUUUAAUGAAAGUUAUUGCCAUUUUUUAUUUUGUAAAGAAAGUUCUUGCAAUUUCAGGUUUUGUAGGCCAACGUAUGUCUUGUCUUCCGCAGCUUGCACUAUACAAAAUUUGGUUUUUUUUAAAUGGCGAUAACUUUCUUUACAAGAUAAAAAGUGGCAAAAACUUUCUUUAAAAAGUAAAAAAUGACAAGAACUUUCUUUACAACACAAAAAAUAGUAAGAAAUUUCUUCGCAAGACAAAAAAUGACAAGAACUUUCUUUACAAACCAAGAAAUGGCAAGAACUUUCUUUACAAACCGUAAAAUAACAAGAACUUUCUUUACCAUUUAAAAAAAUGUUAUUCAUCGUAUAACUUGUCACUCGCAGCCUGCAAAACCAAAAAAAUACAAUUUCCAGGUAUCUACAACCAAGUACGACAUAGCCAAAGUCAUCGAGACGAAGAUACGCUGACCCGAACCGAGCGGCUAGCCAACACCCAAUGCAAUAACAUUGGGAAAUGGCGUCUAUCUCAAAUGACAUCGCGCAGUAAAUGCUUUACUCUAUCCCGAUGGACUUUACUAUGUUGUACUGGGAAGCAGGAGAUGUACGAAAUACUGGUCGAUUUGACUAAUGUGAUACUGGAAGAGCUGCAAAUAGAAAGAUUCAGAGCCCUGAGCUACAGAGAGACGUCUUGGAUUGAUAAGGAUAUAGUACAGAGCGAAGACGAGAUUAAAGAUGAGAUUAGUGAUAAGGGUGAUGGAAAAGGUGGAUGA